UAAUAACCAAUGGGAACGAAUAAUGUGGCGUACAGCGGACAUCGAAUACCCUAACACCGGGAUCCUGUUGUUAUAAAAUCAGCAAUUAUGAUGAUGGAGAAAAAAACCUGUUCCUUUCCGAAACCUGUAAUGACAAGAUAAUACUUCGGAUAGCGAAAUAAUUAGGACAAAUACGAGUUUAAUUAUGACGUAUUUGGGAACAUUUUUCGUUCUGUUUUGAGACGCUUUCCUGCCUUGAUAGAUGAUCAAUGAAGUCGGUCAUUUGGAGAUUCAAAACGACACUAUUUUCUUACCUUAGUUUGACAUUUGACAAACACCACCCCCUUUCUAUUCCUACAUCAAUAGGCCUAAGAAGACACAUUGUGGGCCUAGUACAAUACCCCGUCUAAACGGAAACAGUCCCGCAGAUACAGCGUCUCAACUUGGAUCACUAAAUAUGAUUGGACUAAAGUACAGCAUGUCUCUACCCAUGGCUGCAGGGGCCUUGUUAGUGGGCAUCCCCUACUCCAUCUCUCUCGUAGCCCAGUGGAUGUAUGGCUGGCCUAACAAGCCGGGCUAUAAAAAGUACAUUGAGGCUCUGAAGCCAAGGCGGAUAUACUGUCUGACUAGAGCUGUGCUGGAGAUGCUGAAAUACUUCCAGUAUGGAAAACUCUAUUUCCAGUGGAAGUCCUGGUACAAGAAUGUAGAAAACCACAAGCAUUAUGAAAAGGGCAUCACGUUUGGGCGUCGUAGCAACAAGCUGGAUCUGUAUUAUUCUCCCACGGUGGGCCAGCCAGGCCGUGGACCGGUGCCGGUGGUAGUGUUUAUAUACGGAGGAGCCUGGGGUUCAGGGGAGAGAUCCAUAUACUGUCUGCUGGCCAUGCAGAUGGCUAAGGAGCUCAGCGCAACGGUGAUCUGCCCCGACUAUUGCACCUAUCCAAAGGAUAACAUUGUGUUAAUCGGCCACUCUGCUGGGGCUCACCUAGCAGCUCUAACCGUGCUGUUCAUGGUCGAGGGACGAGACGAGCUCUUUAUAGAAGCCAAGAAGCAGACAGAGAUCACCAUGGCAAUCAGAGGAGUUACAGGUUUGAGUGGAGUGUACAACAUCGUGGACCACUACGAACAUGAACAGAUGAGAGCUGUGGAGUAUGUCUCUACGAUGCACAAAGCCAUGAACGGAGUGGAGAACUUCCCUUAUUACUCCCCAACACACCUACUGAAGAAAUUCAGCGAGGCGCAACUGAAAAGAGUGCCACCUUUCUGCUUACUCCACGGGACCACCGACAUCAUAGUUCCGGUGGAAUCUUCCCAGAGGUUCUCUGAGCUGCUCACGUCCCUGUCAAUCAAGGUGUCCCUGUACCUCAUGCCUAAAAUGGACCACACAGAGAUAGUCACCGAUCUCAUGGCGACAGACAGGCACUUCUACAAAACAGUGUACAGCUGCAUCAAACAGGAGUACAGCAAGUUCAUAGGCCAGGUCUGUGACUGCUGAACGAAACGACUAACACAAUACAUUAUUCAUUCAUGAUGUGCCGUAAUUCCUCUUGUUUACAUAUUUUUUUCUUCUUCAGUUAAUUAUUAUUAUGAUAACUCAAAUUUACAGGAUUUAGACUUUUCGACAAAAACUAAAAAAUAGUUUUAACUCUCUGUUUUAAUCUCCAUGAUGCUUUCUCUGGUGUGUGUUUCAUAAUGGUUCCAUGAUUGUAAACAGACUGAAUGAUAUUUUAAUACAAUAAUUCUUCGUCUUUUUACACAUCAGAUUAUUUUUCAGAGCGGAUAUGAUUGGUCAAAAGAUUAGCCGGUAGAAAGAUCCGAAUUGGUCUCUCUGUCUAAACAAAGCCCAUAUGUGUCAGAACUCAAAUGCACACGCCAAAUAAUCGUGCCAGAGUUGUUUCACCUUUGGGACUAUCCCAUUGGUUCCAUUGUUGCCAGGCCAACUAAAUUAACUAUUGGAUAUGUAUUUGACCAAGUCUGGUGCGUACAGAACACUGUAUGAGAUAUCCCAAGGUUCCAAUAUAUUCACUCUGCUUCUGCCUCUGCAUUGUUUGUUCAUUGAGGGUUUGAGGCUGGGUAUCUAUAAAAGCACUUUGUGACAACUGCUGAUGUAAAAAGAAAAAAGGGCUUUAUAAAAAUACAUUUGAUUGAUUUAUUGAUCCAGUAACCACCUUUAUAUAGCAAUAGUGUCAGUGUUAACUCCCACUCCGACAGAGUAAUAUGGGCUAGUAUGCAGCAAAGCAUUGACAACAUUCCCGUGUGGAUUAAGACGCCACAUCCUAAAUUGCACCCUAUUCCCUACAUAGUGCACUACUUUUGACCAGAGCCCUAUGGACAGUGCACUAUAUAGGGAAAAGGGUAACAUUUGGGACAUAGCCCCAAACAGUGGUAGCAGAUCUGUUGUAAACGUUCUACUGAUAAUCUGUUGCGUUAAUAUGGUCAACCAGGGUACAUUAGAUUUUCUGUUUAUUUCAUGUUUUAACAACUACAUACUACAUCUGAUGAAAUGUAAUCAUUACAUUACUCUUAUUUUGCAUUUUGAAUAUCUGCUAUUAAAAGUUAUGUAUUGAUUUAUUUAAUAAAAGGUCUUCAAUUUUGUCAAAAAUAAAAAAAAUAAAAAUGAAAUACCCAGAUGCACAAAAACUUGU
Molecule: messenger RNA, 2621 nt
Organism: Salvelinus fontinalis (brook trout)
Lineage: Eukaryota; Metazoa; Chordata; Actinopteri; Salmoniformes; Salmonidae
Exons: 8
Coding region: 437-1471 (344 amino acids)
Source: RefSeq, a predicted model, not a curated record